AUUCUUCCUUUCUUUUUCGAAAUUAAUUAAAAGCUUUAAUAAUAUACCCUUUUGCCGGUUCUUCCAAAACCCCUAUCCUUCAUCGUCGUUACCAAAUCAUCAAUGGCGAAAUUCCGCAUUCUCUGAAAUUCCAGAACCCCUCAAUCAUGUCGACCACGCUCUCGACCCUCUUCUCCAAAACCCCAAUUAAACUCUCCCCACCUAAAAAUCCCUCUCGAUUUCACCUCAGCAACAGCUCAUUUCCGAUAACAUCCUCACCACCAACCAAAAAGGCGAAACCUUUGAACAAACUCCAAAUUUCCCACAGCUUUUACGGUUCAUUCAAGAAAUCCUUUAAUGGGUUUCCGGUAGAUAAAAAUGGGUUUUUGGUAAAAGCCCAAAAUGAAAGCGGCUCAGUUGAUAACAGUAGGAAUGAAGAGACGCAGAUUCGUGGAGAAAGCAGCAUGCCGGAAAGAUUCAGAUAUUUGACUAAAGAAGCUCCUGAUAAGCCUGUUAGAUGGCCCUUUCUCAUUGUUCUAGCGUUCCUGCUGUAUGCUUGGAGAACCGUAUUGUGGGAACUAUCGAACUGGAGGAAGGCUCUCGGGGCUCUAACUUGGUUCUUGGGUUACAUCUCGAAACUGUUGCUGGCUCUCGUGUUCCUUUUCAUCGGAGAUCCCCUCACAUCCGCAAUCCGCCUAGUGGAGACAGCCUUCGUCAGUGUCCGAUCCUUCUACUCCGGUGUAGUCGCGUACGCUCCAAUCCCGGAGCUGACACUGAUCAUCAUGCUAACAUCCGCUGUACUCGCCGUCGCGGAGACCGCCUCGCCGGACUCCGUGAACAGCCAGCCGUAUCUACUCACGCUGGCCGGCCUGGUCGGCUUCGCUGCUGUCAGAAACUACAUCACCGAGCUCUUCUUCUGGACGCUGCUCGUGGGUAUGUUCUGUUUUGCUAGGUUCGUAAAGAGGAGAGACUAUGUGUCGUCCGCGUUGCCCCUUGCCGCUGUUUUGGCUGCUGUGGGGGAGCCGUGGGUUAGGGUCGUCGUGAUGGGUUCCUACUUGGCCUUGGCUAUCCUCCACCACGCUCGGAACUCGGGGGAGGCAAAGGACGAUGCCGGCACCCGAGCUAUAGAAAGGGUGCCGAUUCCGCUGUUGCUUGCUGCGAUGGCGAUAGGCGUUCGACUCGCGGCGAAAUGGGCGGGAUACCGGCAUUUGACAUGGAUGAUCGUUUAGCUUCUUGUUCUUGUUGGACAGGUAAAAUGGCUAAGGGAAAUUUUGAGAUAAUGGAAAAGUAUUUUCUUGAUA
This is a messenger RNA of Salvia miltiorrhiza (redroot sage), 1280 nucleotides long. RefSeq lists its product as uncharacterized. The record is from RefSeq and is a predicted model, not a curated record. Bases 147 to 1208 code for a protein of 353 amino acids. The transcript has 3 exons. NCBI's taxonomy places the organism in Eukaryota, Viridiplantae, Streptophyta, Magnoliopsida, Lamiales, Lamiaceae.